AUGCUGCGCGUGCUUGGUUUAUCUUUGUUUGUCUUUGUUGCUGGCGUUAACGCCAGUUGUGCUUGUUACGAAAAAGGAACCCGUGUUGGUAGAUCAGCUCCAAUCAGCAGUGCUUAUGAUAGUAACACUUUCAUGAUAUGUUACACCAAUCCAUGUGGUUUUGUUGCUGAGAGCAGUGAUAAAAAUUUUGGAUGGACUCAUUUGUCGCUUCGCUGGGGGUCAACCUCGAACUCGAAUGGAACUAUUUCAAUUUACGAUGGAACCGAUGACAAGGGAAAACCAAUUAUCGUAGUUCAUGAAGGAGAGGAUGUCAUCGAUGGAAGCGAGAAGAGCAGAAUUCAAAGUACCUCCUUUAGCAUUUACGUCAAAUACCAGCAAGAUGGAACUGAGCCAAAUGUCUACUAUGGAACAAUCAAAUCUAUCGCUCCACUCGGGAAAAACUAA
Caenorhabditis bovis is the source of this 444-nucleotide messenger RNA. NCBI's taxonomy places the organism in Eukaryota, Metazoa, Nematoda, Chromadorea, Rhabditida, Rhabditidae. The record is from the annotation of a GenBank genome assembly.